Molecule: messenger RNA, 1122 nt
Organism: Tribolium madens (black flour beetle)
Lineage: Eukaryota; Metazoa; Arthropoda; Insecta; Coleoptera; Tenebrionidae
Gene: Oda
Product: ornithine decarboxylase antizyme 1
Biological process (GO): positive regulation of protein catabolic process
Cellular component (GO): nucleus; cytoplasm
Molecular function (GO): ornithine decarboxylase inhibitor activity
Source: RefSeq, a predicted model, not a curated record
UCUGUCAAAAGUGACAAAUCUCUUAUCUGGAAAGUAAUGUAAAACGGUGCUAUAAAACGCCAUUACAAAGCUGAAUCGGAUAGCAAUCAGUUGGUGUUUUAAUUCGUUUUUUUCGUUUUAAUUAUGUUUAUAAGUGCCAUAGAGGCAGUGAAUUCAGAUUCGAGUACGGACAGUAAUAGUGACCAAGCCAUGCCUGCUAUAUUGAGUAGUAAUUCAAGUAUGUUGAGUAGUAAGCGCCCCGCGUGCAGCGCCAGCGAGGCCGAUUGCUACAACAUGUCUCUGGGCGCCGGGCCUCUGUGGUGGUCCGAUGCCCCUGGGGAGACCAGGGGCCCGUCGCCGUUGCGACUAACUUUCCGCACUGCCCGUCAGCCUUGGGACGCGGUCUUACGGGGGCAGACGCUCUACAUCGCUCUGCCCCCGCACGUCCUGCCCGAGGGCUCCCGUGAGGCCUUCGUCGCGCUCCUAGAGGCCGCCGAAGAGCAGCUCAAAUGCCAGCAUGUAGUCGUCGUUUUUGAGAGCGACCGACCGGACCGGGCCAUGCUCGUCCGCACCUUCAUGUUCCUGGGAUUUGCUGUGCUCUCGCCUACUUCGCCACUGGUGCCGCCAUCGCUGUCCUCCGGCCACGUGUGCAUGCUCUACAAUAUCGAGUGAUCGACCCCCAGAAAAGCCUCGGGCCUCUCGAGUUUAUCCACUAAUAGUUAGGGUAGGGUAGGGCUAGGAAAAUCGUUAUGUUUUAAUUUAGAGAGACUUUAAGUGUAAUUACACAACGACUCGUAAAUUUUAACGUAGGUUUUUGAUUUAAGCAGUCAUUAGUGUAUUUUAGAUGUACACGUGGGUGGACACGAGAGGUAAAAGUUAAGAAAGUUACAAGUAGCUGUAUUGGUAGUGCGGAAUUAUGCCCCGAUUAAUUCAAAAAAAUUACAAAAAAAUACAUAAAAUUGUUCAAAAAUACCAAAAAAAAACUUAUAUUCUAUUAAGUUUACCGGCAUUAAGUUUCUUAUUUUAAGUGGAAUUGUUUGUGUAUAAGUAUUUGUAAGUCAUUUUAUGUACUUUCAUUCCUUCAGUUACAAUUUCAUUAUUAGUACGUAAUUAAUGUCUUAAAUAAAGUUUCUUUUACUUUAA